CGAAGAUACAAAGAUCAUCAAUUAUCGAAAGUUCAUCAUAUCUGAUCAAACUUCCUGCGCAUAACCUAUCUUCAAAGUCCCAUCUGCAAAAAACCCCUUCCAUUCAAAUCGCCGUUUAUUUUUGGCAUAUACACACAAUUCAGUUGCAACCGCAACCGCAACAGCAACAGCAGCAUGCCACCGCCACCUCCGCCGCCCUCGCGGCGGAACGACUCCAAAGCAUCAGCCGCCUCGAAGGAGGAAAACAUCUACAUCCCGUCCUUCAUCAGCAAGCGGCCGUUCUACGCGGGCGAGGAGGGCGACGCGACCGACUACCUCGAGCACCAGCGGCUGCACAAGACCAAGGACGACCAGUCGAAGUGGUACGACCGCGGGAAGAAGCUCGGCCCGGCCGCGACCAAGUACCGCAAGGGCGCGUGCGAGAACUGCGGCGCCAUGACGCACAAGGCCAAAGACUGCCUCAACCGCCCCCGCGCGAAGGGCGCCAAGUGGACGGGGAAGGACAUACAGGCCGACGAGGUCAUCCAGGACGUCGAGCUCGGAUGGGACGCCAAGCGCGACCGGUGGAACGGCUACGACCCCAAGGAGUACCGCCGCGUCAUCGAGCGCUACAACCACAUGGACGAGCUGCGCAGCCAGCUCUCCGGCGGGAAGGGGAAGGAAGACGGCGACGGGGGGGAAGAGGAUGGCGGCGGCGGCAGCGGCAGCGGCCAAGACGCGGGCGAGAAGUACGCCGAGGAGUCGGACAUGGGCCGGCACCAGAGCACGGCGACGCGGCAGCUGCGGAUACGGGAGGACACGGCCAAGUACCUCCUGAACCUGGACCUAGAGUCCGCCAAGUACGACCCGAAGACACGGUCGAUGGUCGACGCGGGGGCCACGGCCGACAAGGCGGCGCAGCUCUUCGCGGAGGAAGGCUUCCUGCGGGCGUCGGGGGACGCGGCGGAGUUCGAGAGGGCGCAGAAGUACGCGUGGGAGAAGCAGGAGAGGAGCGGCGACACGAGCCAGCAUCUGCAGGCGAACCCGACGGCGGGCGAGUUCUACCGGAAGAAAGAGCGGGAAGAGGCGGAGCGCCGGCGCCAGGAGAAGAUCAAGGCGCUGCAGGACAAGUACGGCGGCGACCAGCACGUGAUGCCGGCAUCCCUGCGCGAGGCCGCGGUCACAGAGUCGGAGCAGUUCGUCGAGUACGACGAGUCCGGGCUGAUCAAGGGCGCGCCCAGGACGUCGGCCAAGUCCAAGUACGCGGAGGAUGUCUACGUCAACAACCACACCUCGGUCUGGGGCAGCUGGUGGUCCAACUUCAAAUGGGGCUACGCGUGCUGUCAUUCUUUUAUUAGGAACAGCUAUUGCACGGGCGAGGAGGGUAAGAAGGCCUGGGAGGCGGCUGAGAAGCAAAGGACGGGUGUCGAGCUGAUCCAAGAAGCGCCUACUCAAGAGGAAGAAACGGAAAAGAAGGAAGAAGCUGAACCAACGCAACAAGCAAACAAGAAGCGCACGGUGGAAGAGAUGAUGGGUGGCGUUUCAGAGGCCGAAUUAGACGAAUAUCGCAGGAAACGCACAGCAGCGGACGAUCCUAUGGCAAAAUUCUUAGGGAACGACGAAUUAGUUCGGUAGCAUUAACAUACAUGAACAUAUCACCAAGCAUUGUUAAUACAAU
Molecule: messenger RNA, 1657 nt
Organism: Daldinia caldariorum
Lineage: Eukaryota; Fungi; Ascomycota; Sordariomycetes; Xylariales; Hypoxylaceae
Product: Pre-mRNA splicing Prp18-interacting factor-domain-containing protein
Exons: 1
Coding region: 175-1614 (479 amino acids)
Biological process (GO): mRNA splicing, via spliceosome
Cellular component (GO): spliceosomal complex
Molecular function (GO): pre-mRNA 3'-splice site binding
Source: RefSeq, a predicted model, not a curated record